GUACUAGGACUCAUUUGAGAGUUUUCUCUAUUAAAAAAUAUACGAGCCCGGUAGAAGGACUUCAACAGUCAAGACUCCAAGCCUCGUCGAACAGCAACCCACCAGAGUCGGCAAGUGGACGACCGGCAGUAGCACUUCCGUUCAGGCGGCGAGUUAGCAUCACAGAGGACCCAAAUUCCCAGGCAGUCAAUGUUGAAGCAUGCUAACGGUCUUGCUCUUGCCAAUUUGAUCAUCACCUUGUCUUCAUCAACCCCCACAAAAAUUGGCACUCCCUCAGUGCGAUUAUUGGCUACUUCAUACACAGAGAUAUCAUCUCCCACCACACAUUCUUCAGAAGUGUCAGAUUUCCGAUCUGAAGUGCAACUUGAUCCUGAAUCAGUCGGUGUUGUCCAGGACAAGGACCUUCUCAGAAAGACUCCUGAUGGAGAGAUUCUAUUGCUUAAACUCCUCAACAGGGGUGCAAUGGAAGCAGAUGCCAGUCUAUAUCACAAACUCUUCAAAAUCUGUGCAGAUCACAAAAGACUGAAAGAAGGCAGACUCGUUCACAACCAUUUCCUUCGUUCCAGGUUCAACCAUGAUGUUGUGCCUUACAAUACGUUAAUUAGCAUGUAUUCUAAGUGCCAGAGUAUAGAGGAGGCUCAAAAGGUGUUUCAUGAAAUGCCCAAAAGAGAUAUGGUGUCUUGGGCUACACUGAUCACUGGAUAUUCGCAAAAUGAGAGAUAUGUUCAGGCAUUGACUACUUUUCGUGAGAUGCUAAGGGCUGGAUUCAAUCCUAACCAAUUCACUUUUGGGAGCAUUCUCAAGUCGGCUGGUUCUGACACCACUGAUAUUGUGAUGGGCAGACAAAUACAUGAUUUUUGUUUGAAACAGGGGUUUGAGGAGAGUGUUUAUGUCGGAAGCGCUCUUAUAGAUAUGUACGCCAGUUGUGGAGAGUUGGAUGAAGCCAUGUUAGUCUUUCAGGCCAUGCGGGUCAAGAAUGAGGUUUCUUGGAAUGCUUUGAUUUCAGGGCAUGCUAGGAAAGGGGAGGGAGAAAAUGCUUUGAAUCUUUUCUUGGAUAUGAAAAGAUCCAGAUUUGUCCCAACCCAUUAUACAUUUUCAAGCCUUUUCACUGCUUGUGCUUGUACUGGAUCUUUGGAGCAGGGAAAGUGGCUCCACGGGCAUAUGAUCAAGUCAGGCUUGCAACUCGUAGGUUUUCUCGCCAACACUCUACUCAAUAUGUACGCCAAGUCAGGUAGCAUUGAAGAUUCCAAAAGAGUUUUCAAUCGAAUGGUGAAAAGAAAUAUAGUUUCAUGGAACUCAAUGCUUACCGCAUCUGCCCAACAUGGACUGGGGAAUGAGACUAUAGCACUCUUUGAGGAAAUGCUUAUGGCUGGUUAUGAACCAAACGGGGUGACCUUCCUCUCUGUCCUCACCGCUUGUAGCAGGUCUGGCCUUUUAGACAAAGGAAUGCAUUAUUUUGAAUUAAUGAAUAAAUUAAAGGCUGAACGUGAAAUUUCACAUUUCGUGACGAUUGUUGACCUACUUGGCCGAUCGGGUCAACUCGACCAUGCCCGAAGGUUCAUAAAUGAUAUGCCUGUUGAACCCACAGCCGAAAUCUGGAAAGCGUUGUUAGGAGCAUGUAGAAAGCACAAGAACAUGGAGUUGGGCAUCUUUGCUGCAGAGCGGGUCUUUGAACUCGAUCCAUACGACUCUGGGCCCCACGUCUUGCUGUCCAAUAUCUAUGCUUCAGCUGGAAGGUUGAGUGAUGCAGCAAAAGUGAGAAAGGCGAUGAAUGAGACUGGAGUAAAGAAAGAACCUGCCUGCAGUUGGUUGGAGAUUGAGAAUUCUGUUCAUGUGUUUGUGGCAAAUGACGAGUUCCAUCCAUAUAGGAAGGAGAUGAGAAAAAAGUGGAAUGAGAUAUAUGAGGAGAUUAAGAAAAUCGGGUACGUGCCCGAUACGAGCAAUGCCCUUUGGUUUGUGGAUCAAAGGGAAAGAGAAGAAAGGUUGCAAGAUCACAGCGAGAAACUGGCUUUAGCUUUUGGGAUUCUAAACACUCCGCCCGGUUCAACAAUACGGAUAAAGAAGAACAUUAGGGUUUGUAGUGAUUGCCAUACUGCGUUUAAGUUCGUUUCAGUGGUGGUUGAUAGAGAAAUCAUUUUGAGAGACACCAACCGAUUCCAUCACUUUUGCAAUGGUGCUUGUUCAUGCAGUGACUACUGGUAACAUCAUAAAGUUAUUGCUUUUAUGGAACAAUGUUUAAAUUCGUUUCUGUGGUGCUUAGCAGAGAAAUCAUCUCCAGAUACAAUAGUUUUCUUCCAGCAGUGUUGGUUGUCAUUUAUUAUGCAAGUGGGCUUCAUAGGCAAGCAGAUCUUUUCUUAUACUGAAAAUGUUCUCGAUUUGUUAGUUGCGACUACAAGUGUUUUCUUACUUGGUUGGCCAUGGAAAUGUCAUUAUUGGACCUUUGCUUGAUAGCUAGCUCACUUUUAAGUCUCAAUAUCGAGAAGAUAUUGCCAUCAUUGAACCUUUACUUGAUAGAUGCUCCUGGUUAGUUCCAUUGCAAAGAGAUGAAAAGGACUUCAUAUUUUGAGGCUAGAUUACCAUAUCCUGACGUGAGAGAAUACAAUAAAUUUGGAGGUUGAGCUCGAAUUUGGGAUAUGGAAGAUGAGUUUGCAGAGGUCAUCUUACUCUCUUGGUGUGCUUUGGUCGAGCUAAUGAGUGAGGGGGAGUUGGAGUUGGCUCUUUUGUCUUGUUUGGACAAUGAGUGAGGUCACCCCUUUGUGUCCCAAAAUGUACAUUUCGGCCCCGAAAGUUGUAUUUUUCGGACUGUUUUAAAUACAUUUUAUUUUAUCGGGUCAAAUAGAAUAUAUUACAUGCCCUUCAUCAUUAUGGUCCUUAUAAUGAAUAUACAUUCCCCAACUUUAAUUUUGAAGUCUCCAAAAUUUAUUUUUGGACUGUUAUUUGUUAAAUUACAAAUACUGGCAAUUGGGCCACAAUUGACCUAUCGGUCAACUCUGGGCCUUUCCAUGGCCCAAAUGAAAUAUCCACCACCAUAUAAAUAUUAUCCAGACCAAGAUGAAUAAAAUAUACGGUCUCGGGAUUACCGGGCGGUCCCCGCCCAGUGUGGGCCCCACAUGCAAAUUUACUAUUCACGCGAAAGAAUUAAUAAAAAUUCACAAGUUCGUAAAUUCUUUAACUAUUCCAUAAGGUUCAAUACAUUAUUCACUUAAGAGUAAAUAUAUUUGGGGACGGUGUUACAGAGACCCCGGCAUGUUAUUUUCAUAAUGAAAUGAAAAGAAUCCAGCAAGGUCCAAUAAUUUAUCCAAAACUCUAAAACUUAAAAAACAAGCAAGAAGGCUGACACCUACAGAGAAUCAGAGACAGGGCUGAGGAUAACAGUAGUAAGACCAGAUACAAAGUGAGCUGAUUUACUCCUUAACGAUGAUUCUUCUGCUGCUCUUGAGAAGGCGGAUGCUUUUCUUCUCGUCCUCCCACUUUACUGCCCAUUUUCAUGCUUUGAAUUUGUUUCCAGGUCAGUAGUUACCCAAAUUACUGUUAAUCUCUUUGUGAUUGGAUUUAGUCGAUUGCCAUGCUUCAACACACAAUUUGACCUCCAGAAUAUGCCCACCUUUUAACUCUUUUCCUUAUUGUUUGCUGGAUUUAACUGGAUUUCACUUCGGAGGUUUACUUUCUUCCUCUUUUGUAAACUAUGCUAAGUAUCAGACUUUCAGGAGGAAAGCUACGGACAUGGGAUUCUCAUUUGGUCAUGUAUUAAGACAGGAUAACGGGCGGGCCAGCUCACUGCUUAGCGGGCCAGUAUCUCGAGUCGGACCAAAUAAUAUUAUUUGAUCGGGUUUCUCUCUUGCCCAAUGAUGUUAGGAGGAGCUAUUAUGAGGAUUUAUUUGGUUUUCCUAAUCUCCGUUUUUAAUUUGUUUAUUUUUUUUUGGGUCUGGUCUAGCCCCCCCCCCCCCAAAAAAAAAAUCGUUUACUUUUUCUUCAUGUUUUUCUCUGCUGAGAGAUUUUGGUCUGGUCCCCCUCUAUUUUGUACCGAUCUCUUAUUUAAUAAAAUAAUGGCAAAUGUCCCCCGGCAUUUGCCCCACUGAUUUUGGUGGUUGACUUUUCGGGGUAUAAAAAAAGCUGGAUUUAACUUGAAAGGACCUUGUUUGGUGAAUAGCCAAAGUCAAUGGAAUUACAGUUGAAGUGGGAUAAACUCUCUCUCAGGGAAGCAUGUAAAAGUUGGUAAAAUAUGGAAUGAUAUAGAAUAGAAGUGAUUGAAGUGUAAAAGUGAAAGUCAUAGUCUCCCUUGAAUAAGUGAUUUUUAAUGUAAUGCUUUAUAGAAGUAUAAAAAUGCCCUUGUAUAAAAUGCCCUUGUAUAAAUUAUAUAAUACAUAUAUCUAAAAUUUAUAUAAAAAAUUAUAAGCACAAAUGAGAGUAAAGUUAUUUUGGGCAUAAAAAAUGUGUUGUGUACAUUAAAGCAUUUGGUAUUGCUGUACAACAAGUUUCAGUGAUUGUACCUCAUAGCAUUAUCUUUCUCCCGUCAUUGCCAUCGAUGUACCGGCCCGUCAUUGUCAUCUACAUUUCCGUGAAGUUAAAGCCUCAAUAAUUUUCUUUCUCUGCCUCUGACGUUUCAUUGCCCCAUAAUUUUUUACAUUCAAUACGGAAAAUGAUAUGAUUUAAUUUCUAACUUUUUUUAUUCUUACUUCAUGAGUGCCUUAUCUUUCUGCAUUGCAGAUCUUCUGAGAAAUCUGUAUAGAAAUGGCUAUGGAACAAUGCUCUCCCAAUAAUCGUUUUGAGGCUUCAGAAACCUAAUCAGAGGCAAUAAACUGAGUUCUUGUGUGAUGAUGAAAGCAUGGCCCCCCUCCCACCUGGCUGAAGAUGCUUCCAUGGAUUAUCCUUCCUUCUCAUAAACUUGAAGCUCGUGCUGACCCAAAUCAUUAAAUCCAAGUAAGACUCGUUCGAUUACCCAACCGCUAUGAUAAAACAAUUGGAUUGUUUCAUCACAAUAAAAUAGGUGAUAUUGAAUCUCAAGAUUUGCUUUGAUGGUUGGAAUGGAAGGAAUGGUUGAAGGUUUCUAAAUAGCUAGCUGAAUGACGCUAGUCUGUUCUACUAUUUUAUUCCAUCCAAUCUUUUGGCUACUUUUUCAUUUUUUCGAUUCUUUUAAGUUGUGUUAAGAUUAUGCUAGAAUUGAUUUCUAAUAUUUUACUUCUAGAAUUGAAAUCUAGUAUUUAAUUCAUUUUAUGGAAUUAAAA
Messenger RNA from Cuscuta epithymum, 5225 nucleotides. The record is from the annotation of a GenBank genome assembly. Lineage: Eukaryota; Viridiplantae; Streptophyta; Magnoliopsida; Solanales; Convolvulaceae.